UAUUUUUUUUCUGUCUUUAAAAUUUUCGCGGCACUCUUGAAGUUGGAGGCCCUUUGCAGCAUGGUUAAAAACCCUACGUACAGUAACGGUCAUAAAUUUCUUCAUUCCAUAUUCGCAUGCGUUUACGUACGUUACGUGCAUUAUUUAAAAUGAUAGGGGAGAAUGGACUGCACCGGGACCGCUACUGUAGAAGAGAGGGAAAGGGGUUUUGGAAUAUAGAUGGGGGUUUACGGAAUACUCCGACAACCUCUCCUCCCUAGUUUGUGCUGCACUGUGCUGCACUCUGAAGGUGACAAUCAAAGUUGAUUCUUUACAGUCUGCUAGGACUGCUAGUCUGCUUAGACGUCAUAACUGGUCAUAACGUGACACAAACAACUGGUUUUUAAUAUUUCUCGUAGGACUAACAAUCGAUAUCACGGAAAGUUUUACAGAUUACUACCGGAUCCGAAUGUAUAAUAAACGCAACCAUUGACAUUUUCACUAAAGAUGCCAAAACGUGAUAAAGAAGUGUCAACAAAUCAAAAGGAACGAAAAACGUGGGAUACAUCAAGAAUGGCAAAAGCUAUUAAGAUAGUACGGGAGGAAAAAAUGGGAUAUAUGAAAGCUGCAAACAAGUUUGGUGUCCCUAGAAGUACACUCUAUCGCCUCGUGAAAACCAAUGUGCCUGACGAAAACAUUGCAGCUAUAACGAAAAUGGAAGGCAAAACUGUUCUGUCAGAAAAGUUAGAAGAUGAAUUGGUUGUCCAUUGUCAACAUAUGGAAUCACUUUUCUAUAGUAUAACUGGAACUGAUAUUCGCCAAAUGGCCUACCAGCUGGCGGUCCGAAACAACAUUUCCAAUCCAUUUGACUCUAAAAUCGCUGGAAAGGGUUGGUUGAGAAGAUUCAAGAAGAGGCAUAAAAAUAUGUUAUCCAUUAUUCGGAAGCCAAAGCUCCUGGACUUCUCAACAAAAAAAAUGUCUCUAAAUUUUUCGACAUUGUCGAUGGUCUCUUUCUGCGGUACAAAUUUCCUGCAGAAAGAGUCUUUAAUGUAGAUGUAACAAGUUUAACUAUUCUGUAGACCCAUGUUGUAAGUCGUAAAGGAGAAAAACAAAUAGCAGCUCUGACUGCAACCGAAAAAGGCUUACUGAUCACAGUAAUUAUUUGUAUGAGUGCGGUAGGCUUAUUUAUUCCUCCGAUGAUAAUCUUUCCAAGGCAGAAUAUAAGCCAGCAACUGAUGGCAGGAGCACCUCCUGAAUCAAUUUUCGCAUGUCACCCCUCUGGCUGGGUUCAAACUGAUCUGUUCACACAGUGGUUUGAACAUUUUAUUUCGAAAAUCAAACCAAACAAAAGAUCACCUGUGCUGUUGGUCCUAGAUGGACACUACAACUACACGAAGAAUAUUGACGUUAUAGAAUUAGCUAAAAAACAUCAUGUUCAUCUGAUUAGUUUCCCACCUUACAGUGUCGAUAAAAUGCAACCACUAGACCAAACAUUUAUGGAUUUGCUGAAAACAUAUUAUACUGAAGAAAUCCAGAUGUGGAAUGAUACAAAUGACAGAAGUUUGAGGCCUUUCGACGUUGUGGAAUUAUUUGGGCGAGCUUAUUUAAAAGCGCAAAAUGAUAAAAUAGCCGUGAAUAAUUUCAAAGACAGGCAUUUUCCCACCAGACAGAAACGUUUUUGGUGAUGAUGAUUUUGCUGCUGAUGAUGAUAGAGUUGAAAAUAUUCAACAAUUUAAUCAAGAAGAAAAAUAUGUCAAAAUGGAACCCUCUGAUGAACCUGAUGAGCCUGAUGAAUCUGAAGCAGAUGUUUCCAUGUCAAACAGAAACAUUCUCGAUGAUUACUUAAUUAUUCCUGAUCAUGAUAAAGUUGAAAACGUUCAACAACUUGAUGAGAAAAAAAGACAUAUCGAAAUGGAGUUCUAUGAUGAACUUAAAACAGAAGCAGGAUGGUUAGAAAUUAUAAACGUAAGACGGAUCGAGGAAAUUGGUCAGAAGAAACAAUGCGUAACGCAAUUACUGCUGUAUUAGAAAGAAAGAUGGGUUAUUACUUAGCGGCGAAAACAUAUUCUGUGCCACAGUCUACAUUAGAAAGAAAAGUAAAAAAAGCACGUGAAAAUAAAGACUUCUGUCAAGAAAUCAAAGUACCUUUAGGGCCAAAGUCUCCUACAUUUUCAGCUAAAGAAGAAGCUGAACUGGUUGAAUAUUUAAAAGAAAUGGAAUGCAGAUUUUAUGGGCUCACAACUAACGAUUUAAAGAUUUUAGUGUACCAAUUAGCAACGAAAACCAAGAAAAAACAUCCUUUUAAUGAAAGUAAAGGUAAAGCUGGCAAUGACUGGUUACGUAGAUUUUUGAAACGUCAUCCAGAUUUGGCGAUUAGAAAACCUGAAAGCACAUCAGCAGGUUUUAAUAAAGUUGCUGUUGAAAGUUUCUACAAAUUAUUAAGUGAGAUCUAUGACAAAUACCAAUUAACUGCUGAUCGUGUAUACAAUUGUGACGAAAUCGGAAUAUCAAUUGCCCCGAAAACAAAAUCUAAAAUAAUAACGCAAAAAAGACGAAAACAAGGGAAUGCAUUGGUUUCUGCUGAACAAGAUACGACGAUCACAACCGAAAUAUGUUUCAGCGCGACUGGACAUUACAUACCUCCAAUGUUAGUGUUUCCUUGUAACAGGAUAAAACCAGAAUUAAUGGUAAAUGCUCCCCCGGGUACUUGGGGUGUAUGUAGUGACACUGGAUGGAUGACAACUGAGCUAUUCUUACAAUGGUUUAGGAAAUUCGUAACUUUCAGCACUGCAUCUAAAAAUCGUCCCGUUUUGUUACUUCUGGAUGGAGAUUGCAUUCACACAAAGAGUAUAGAACUAAUUGACAAAGCAAGAGCAAAUGGUGUAAUCAUACUGUGCUUUCCAUCUCACACUAUACAUCGCCUUCAGCCACUUGAGGUUUUUAUGAAACCUUUAAGCACUUACUAUGAUCAAGCUAUUUCUUCAUGGCUUUGCUCAAAUCCUGGGCGCGUUGUUGAUACAUAUCAAGUGGCAGAGUUGUUUGGCAAAGCUUUUGCUCAGGCUGCAAAUAUGUCAACUGCUAUUAACGGUUUCAAAAAAUGUGGGAUCUGGCCACUUGAUAUCACUGUUUUUACAGAACUUGAUCUUAUAGCAUCUUUUACAGCGGAUAUUCCUUUAAAUAUCACACCGCCAGCUGAAGAACAGAUUAUAGAUCGUUUAAAUGUCACACAAGCAGUCAGGUCAGAUGAAGAACAGAUCAUAGAUCCUUUAAAUAUCACACAACCAACUGAAGAACAGAUUAUAGAUUGUUUAAAUGUUACACAACCAGCCAAGUCAGAUGAAGAACAGAUCAUAGAUCCUUUAAAUAUCACACAACCAGUUCAAUCGAUCGAAAAACAGAUCAUAAAUUUAGAUAACACUCAACCGGGUUGUUCAUUUUGGCCUGAUCAGCAACGGAAUAAGAUUAUAAAAUCAGAAAAAAAUACUUCUUUUCAAUUAGUUAGCCCUAAAGAACUAACGCCUUUACUGUUAGAAAAACGUGAAAAAACUGCAAUAAUAACAUCCUCACCGCAUAAAAAUAAACUACAAGAAAAUAUAAUAACGAAAAAAAAGACAGAGAGAAAAAAAGUGAAGAAAAGAAGAAGAAAUGUACAAACUAUAAAAUUGCGAAGAAAGGAGCCAAAGAAACGUAUGAGAAAGAGAUCAUCUACAGACACUGUAUCUUCUGACGACAUCAAUCUCGAUAUCAUUAUCAAAAAAGAAGAUGAUGAUGAUGACUUCACAACAGUGUGGCUCCCAGAACCAGAUUUUUCCACCACGUAAAGCAAAUAUGAAAAGCUCACUUGAGAGAUGCAACACUCGUUUGUGAAACAAAAUCCAAGAAGAUCCAAUAUACUGAUUCCAGUGAUUCUAAUUUGCAAGAUUCCAGCAAUGAAGACGAGUGUCCUCAACAAGAGGAUAAUAAUGUAAAAUGGGUCUUUUCUUUUGCGAUGUUGUCUUUUCCAAAGAUAUCGAAGAGGAAACAAGGAUGCAGUGUAUCCUGUGCAAUGCAGGAUUCACACCAUUGACAUAAGAUGUAUAAUGUUUGAUAUUCAAUAAAAGAAUACGUUUUCUAGAGAUAAAAGUGUUAUGAGAAUCUUAUCUCCUAUUGGAUAUCAGAUAAACGUCAAGUGUCUGUGAUGUGGAUCCUGUAUACAAAGUGAAUCUAUGAAGAGUGACGGAUUAAGAACCAAAAUGUUUAUUUUUGUAAAAAAUUGUAAAAAAAUAAAUUUCUAUUAAUUUAUAAUUAAUCUCGUAUCGCCAGAUAUGUUUUAUUAAGUUAAUUGGCGAUUAAUUUAUUGAUUAAUACCAUCCAGGAUAACAAUUUGCUAACAAAUUGUUAAUACAAACACAUUUUGACAGCAACUCUAUAACCAAGUUUAUUUCUAUCAUUUCAUAAAUGUACAUUUGUUUACAUUACAAAUGAAAGUAAAGGACUUCUUUUGUUGAA
Messenger RNA from Solenopsis invicta (red fire ant), 4467 nucleotides. RefSeq lists its product as uncharacterized. Bases 1926 to 3800 code for a protein of 624 amino acids. Gene Ontology annotation, cellular component: nucleus. Gene Ontology annotation, molecular function: DNA binding. The transcript has 5 exons. The record is from RefSeq and is a predicted model, not a curated record. Lineage: Eukaryota; Metazoa; Arthropoda; Insecta; Hymenoptera; Formicidae.